AUGCGUCGCCAAAACACGGAUCGACCGGUCAGACAACGACAUUUCAGUCGAAUUGAGCCUCAGGGUAAGUUUUUCCGGCUUUUUUUCUUGUUUAUGUUUAGAUAAAGAGGAAGAAGAUUAUGAAAAAGCAAAGAGAAGGAGGUGGAAGCCCGGUUCCUGUUUUUAAUUCCGGUAUUUUGUUGUACUAGGUGGUCUGAGGGUUGGAUUGGACGGAAAUGGUGUUUUUGAUAGGGUUUGCCUAUUUUUUUGGUCCAAAGGGUGCGAAGUAUUUUCUGUGUUAUGUGAGGCUGUUUCUAAAAUUAUUUGUAGCCAGUUUGAGAAGUUACGAAAAUAAAUUUGCGCCGAUAUUGUACUGGAUGGUCAUGUGUAAAAUUUUGAUGUCUUCGAACUCGAGUUUUGCCGAAAAUGGUUAGUAUCAUUUCGGAACUGACGUAUUGAGGGUGUUUGGAUCAUUUUGGAACAAAAUUUCAUUGUUUUUGUUUGAAGAAUAACCUUUUUUUAGAAAAUUAGUGUUUUAUCCUCGACAACAAUGUUAUGAUCUAAAAAUUUGUUGAUAUUUAUUGACUGGCGGUCCCAGUAAGUGUCCUUGACUCUCAUUCGAAUUAAACUUUGCUUAAUAUAUCGAUGAUUUUCUAGGAAAACUCAACUCAACUGCCUCUUUGAACCCCUUUCUCACUCCGAAACUUCGGCAUGCCUUGGAAAAUUGGCCUGGGCCAGGUGUAGUCCCUCUCAAAGUCAUAUUCGUCCAUCUGAAGACUGUUCGAAAGCUUUUACAAGAAGCUCAUCCAAAAGUUUUGGCCGACGAACUUCUUCUUGUCCCUUUUAUCAAUCGGCAAGGAUAACUUGAAUUUUUGACUUUUUUCUUUAGUUUAUUAUCAAUAUUCGAGGUUUUUAGGCUAGUACAGACGCUUCACUGUGAUGAUUACCGGAUUCGGUCGGUGGGAUUGGCGAUUUUUCGGGUUCUAACGGUAAAUGAAUCAAGACUACGGCAUUUUUUGAAGAGAAUCGUCGAUAUUUUUGCUGUGAGGUGAGCAGUUGUUUUUUAAGCGGGUCGAGGAACAAGUUUUUGGGAUAAUUGGUCUAUUCUAAAUGUAAAAUAGGCCUUGAAUUAAGUUUAGUUUGUAAUUUUUCCCUUCAGAUCUCUUGACGGAACCAUUGAAGUCGAAAGAACCUCAGCCCUGCGAUUGUUGUCCGCAAUGUUGGACAUUUACCUCAAAAGUGAGCUCCGAAUGGAGGCUGAGAUGUCGAAUUUGGCGGAGGAUAUUUCCUUCAUCGAUUUUCCAUAUAAUGCCCUAAGGGCGAUCAAAUCCCUGGUGUUUAACUAUAAAUGCGAAUUGAGCGAAGAACACGAUCGGAUCUCAACGUAAGAAGCGGAAAUAAGGUUUUAUAUUAAAUUUGGAGAGCAAAAAUAUGGUUUAGAAGGGCUUGAUGUUUUCUUUUUUGAUUAAAAGGCAUCAGGAUAUUAUACUUGACAUUAAGGCGGUUUUUGGGGAAGAAAACUGAAAUUUAUAUCAAAAAAUAAUAAAUUUGUUGUCUAGAAAGAUUACUAGCAUAUUACGGAGAAUAUAGAAUAAUUUUGAGUCCAUUUCAUACUGUAAUUUUUUACAAAUUAUUGAAAAAUCUCGAAAAUUUCACUUUUUUAUCCGUUUUAUUUUUCAGUCUAGUCAAAAGUGCAAUUGGAAUCCUCCUGAAACUCUCAAUCACCGAACCCGAGCUCGUAAUCAAGUUCAUUGGCACCGAUUGGAUUCCCUUUAUCCUUUCAUCGCCUGCUCUCAACAUAAAAUAUAACUGUAUUUUGCUCUCGCGAGUCAUUUCCAAAUGGCUUCAAGACCCGAAACUCCGCGAACUGGCGGAUAUGAAGUCUUUUCUCGUCAAGGUUUUUGCCCCAUUAUUGGAUUUGGGGUUCUUCCAACAGGCCGAUGUGAAACAGAAUGGAGUUAUUGCGACGGAAAACUUUGAGAUCACCACUCAGAGAGUGAUGAAUGCGUGCUCAAUAGUCAUGAAGCAGUUACUGUGCACGUGGAGUGGAUUCUUGGCAUUGGCCUGCGAUGAAAAGAACUCUACAGCAAAGACACACUCACCGCUGAAGUAGGGUUGGGAAAAUGGGAAUAGUGGGCGGAGCCAAAGGGGAAUGGGCGGAGCUAAGGAAAAGUGGGCUGAGCCAAGGGAAAAUGGGCGGAGCCAAGGCAAAGUGGGCGGGUUGAUGACAAUUUCGCAAAAAAAUGCUAGCUCGAAAAUCUUUCGACCUUAAGAUCACGGUCGUUUAUGCAAAGUACGAGUUAGAAGUCCUGUAUGUCAUAGAAAAAAUUAGUCUAAAUUUGUCCCCAUUUUCAUCAAAAUCGAAGCGUUGGACUUGUGGUACUUCCUCUGUUAGCUGGCAAUUGGAUAUCAAGUUUGUGAGAAAAUCAACUCACGCUUUUCGGAAACCACCGAGAUUUUUUGACCAGUAAUGCAAAAAGCCAUAUGGAUCCAGUGGUCAAAAGCGCUUCCCAUUGCAUGCAGGAAGCAUUCCGAAUACCGUCAAAUACCUUCUUUUUCGGCUGCGAAACUAGUGUUCCUUUGAGGUGUGGGCCGAAAGUUGCUAUUAUUGUGGGUGGAAGGUUCCAAAAGUGCAGCUUUCAGCUCUCUCCGCAAAAAAACACUAAUUUUGGGCCAGGAAUGGAGAUAUUUGGCGGUAUUCGGAAUGAUUCCUGGACUUAAUGGGAAGCGCUUUUAACCACUGGAUCCAUAUGACUUUUUUGCAUUUUUGGCCAAAAAAUCUAGGUGGCUUACGAAAAGCGUGAGGUGAUUUUCUCACAACUUUGAUGUCCAAUUGCCAGAGAGGGAAGUACCACAAGUCCGACGCUUCGAUUUUGAUGAAAAUGAGGACAAAUUUAGAUUAAUUUUUUGUAUGGGACGCCGAGACUUCUAGGUCAUGCCUUGCAGAAACGACCAUGCUUUUAAGGUCGAAAGACUUUCGAGCUUGCUUUUUUUUGCGAAAUUUUGUCAUCAAUCCGCUUGACUACAAGGUGUCCUGUCCAGCACUGUUUUUAUAACUGAAGUAAUGCAACAGAUGAGCGUAUUUUACCUUCUUUAUUUAAUGAAUAACGUUUUAGCUGGCUAAACUACCUCGGACUCACCGCAUCGGCCGCCGGCUCCCACUUACAAUUGAUUUACAUGACAGUAAAUGUCUGCGCCGAAUUUUUUGAUCGACCCUACUCGAAGAAGGACUUUAUGUCGUGGGAGGAGGCUUUGGAAUUUUACGGUAAUUUUUUUCGAUUUGAAAAAAGUUCUGAAAUUGUUGAAUUUUAGCCCGAACUGAGGAGCCAGACGAAUACGACUGCGCUGUUCAUGAUCAAUUCGUCGUGGGAGAACUAAAAAACAUCAUGGAUAAAGGAUUUGUAAUCUUUUAUGCUAAAAAUUUUCAAAAAUUGAAUGUUAUAAAAAAUGGCGUAUUUUACAGAUCAAAAACGACCACACAAACCCUCUCACCUCAUAUCGAGCGAUCGUAGCAUAUGUGUUGAUCUACAAUGGCCUCGGGCAAUGCUUGGGAAGGCUGAUUACACAAUCCCCAAACGAAUCCAUGAUGAUCAAAGCCACCUUAUUGCUGGCGGAUUUGUUUCGAAUAGUAAAAAAAUUUGGGUUUGAGUUGAUUUUUGCGAAUUUCAGAGUGCAUUGUACUUGCCGAAGAACUGGAAAAUCGCUGUGAUGUCAACUCCAAUGCUCAUGAAUAAGAUGACCAAGGCACUGUUGCACGAAUGGGAGUUGAAUUUGAAUAAGAAAACAUCGAAUCGGUAGGCCUUGAGGGGGUGUUGAGGGUUGGAAAGAGGUGGUUUUUCAGGUUUGAGGAAAUUUGGGACAAAUUUUAUAUUACACUUGACAAAAUAUUUGAGAUUUUUUUGGAUGCGUGGGCUUUUUAUUGGAUAAAAAGGGUUAUUUUGAGGUAAAAUGUUGUGUACUUUACGUGUUGUAAAAUAUGUUUGAAUUAAAAAAUUUUGGGCUCAGCCGGUGAUCGAAACCGGGGCCUCUCGCACCCAAAGCGAGAAUCAUACCACUAGACCACUGAGCCGCGCUUCUCAGAUCUUCCCAAAGAAGAGGUACCCUAAGGGGAUAAAUAAAAAAUACCCGAUUUCUACGGAGAUCCGAGGAAUCUCCGGAGAUUUUUGGGUCGUUUACGCUGAAGACACGUCGAAACGAAGCGAAUGGAGGAACGCGGCUCAGUGGUCUAGUGGUAUGAUUCUCGCUUUGGGUGCGAGAGGCCCCGGUUUCGAUCACCGGCUGAGCCCAAACUUUUUUGAACUUUUGAAAAAACGUUUUUGGCGAAUACGGUAAAAUUUUGAUGUCAAAUUGCUACAUUUUUAAGCCAUCUUAUUUUCCGAAAAUUUUUGUUUGGCUUCUCUUCUUGUGCUAGCCAAUAAAGAAAAAUUUUUAGCGGUGCCUCAGUCCUUCUCCAUCGCCUGGAUGAAGUCAACACCCUCUCAUUUCGUCUAGAAGAACGCGAUAAACUCGCCGACUUGCCAUAUACUGACUUAUUUAUCCGUAAACGACCACUUUUGCCAAUCAUUUCGGACUCGAGAAAUAUCGAAACCAAUGAGGAAAAGGUGAAUGAAUGCUUACAUAUAGCCCAUCAUGAGCGUGGGUUCAACUGGAAAGAGGCGAAUUACAUCCUCCAAGUUUUUUUGGGAUCACCGAAGCUGCUUCAAAGGUUCAGGAACAAUGAGAAAUGUCAUCAUUUCUUUGUUGAGGUAGGUGAGGAUGGAUAAGAUAAUUUUUUGCUGUUUUGAGGCGGGAGGAGGUGUUUUCAUAGCUUGAUUUGAGCUUUAGAUUGUUGAAUGGGACAUUUAGUUGGGCAUUUGAUUAAUUUUGAAUUUUAUUUUUGCGUUUUUUUAGAUUUUGAACUAUUUUUCGCCAAAAACGGAAAAGGCAAUUGAAGGUGCAGAUAAGCCGAAGUUGAUCCGGGAGUUCAGAACAGGCCUGACUGCCCUGCGAAUUGUCUCUCAAAUGGCGGAAACUGAACCAUACUACAGAGAAAUGCUCCAUUCUUUCAUCACCGACUUUGUGGAACAACAAGAUCUUUUGAUGGUAAAGCAUAAAAGUUUUGGCAGUUUUUGGGUAUCUCAGUGAUUAUAAAGCGUAUUGUGGUUAGUCAAUAACAUUUUUAGAUCAGAGUCGGUACUGAAAUUUGAUUUUUAGACUUUUUUUGAUCCGAUAUCAAGUGUAAUAUAAUUUUUCAGACGAGUGACCGAUCCACCCUGGUCUCACGAAAAGUCACCCAUGGCAAUGCUGAAUUGUACUACGCAUUGAUUGCUACCAUCGCCGACACUCCAUAUGGCCAUACGGCACUUCAAAACACCCAAUUCUACCAAAAGUAA
This is a messenger RNA of Bursaphelenchus xylophilus (pine wood nematode), 5351 nucleotides long. Lineage: Eukaryota; Metazoa; Nematoda; Chromadorea; Rhabditida; Aphelenchoididae. The record is from the annotation of a GenBank genome assembly.